AUGACACAACAGGCUCAAGUGUUCACCAAAUUGACAGACCAACUCCUGAUGACACUGAUGAAGCUGAAGCUCAGCUUGCUGCAGCAGUACCUAGCAGAACGGUUUAGUGUUUCCCAGAGGAUUGUCAGUCGAGAGGUUAGUUAUUGGAUUGACAUGAUGGAAGAGAAUCUGAGGGAGUACAUUCCAUGGCUGCCAAGGGAGACCAUCUGUGCUACAAUGCCACAAUGUUUUAAGGACCACUACCCAGGAACAACCUGCAUUAUUGACUGCUCAGAAACUGCUUUACAGAAGUGCAAGAAUCUGGAUUCAAGAGGGGAGUCAUUCAGCCAUUACUACCUCCAGAACAAUAUCAAGUACCUGGUGGCCAUUGCACCUUGUGGUCUAGUGAUGUUCAUCUCCUCAGCAUAUGGAGGUAGAUGUAGUGACAAAUGUAUAACAUCGGAUUCAGGGUUCCUGGAGUACCUCUGUCCAGGUGAUGAGGUCAUGGCUGACCGGGGCUUCACAAUCCAUGAUCUGCUACACGAGAGGAAGGUCAAAUGAACAAUUCCAGCCUUCACAAAAAGAGGCGCACAGCUGUCAAAGGAGGACACCACAUGUACAAGACGGAAAACUAAUGUGAGGGUUCAUGUGGAACUCAUAAUUCAAAGGCUCAAACGGUUUAGAAUCAUCUCACAGACAGUGGCAAUCUCAUCUAAAAUGGACUAAAUAAUUUGAAUCUGUGCUGCCCUGUGUAACCUGGUUGGUGACAUCAUUCAUGAAGAUGCUGAAUGA
Molecule: messenger RNA, 771 nt
Organism: Salmo salar (Atlantic salmon)
Lineage: Eukaryota; Metazoa; Chordata; Actinopteri; Salmoniformes; Salmonidae
Source: RefSeq, a predicted model, not a curated record